UGGUAAUUUUUUAUUUUCUGCUUGUUAUAUCAAUGAACAGUCAAAAUUCCAAACUGUCUGACUUCUUUAAGUUCACAUUUUCCAAUUCAUCAAUCACCAGACAGCAGGAAAAGGUUUUGCAUUUACUCUAAAGAUCUACGUUCAUCUUUAGAUCUCAUGCUGCCCAAGCCAACUUCUGCACAAAAAUAACCUUUUCAAUUAAGCUAACACAAGGAAAUGUGCACCAUGUGACCAAUUAAUCAUGUUCAUGUAGCUGCUGCUGAGGCUCCACCUCUGACAGACACAUAUGUGGUUGGUGUCAGCAGGUGAAGGCGGAUUUUGGCUGCUGCUGCUGUCAGACACAGCAUCUCUGCUCCCAGCCUCCGCUGAUCGCACAGCAUUUGUGUCUCAGGGCUCGAAGCGCAGGCAGAGACCAGGAUCAAGCACGGACUGUCGACUGUUUACUACAACCACAAAAUAAAACUCAUUAAGUUGGAAUUGUCUUACGAUCACCCAAGAAAAUCUGCCCGAAUUCACAACUUCGCUUGAGGGUAAACGCUAGUCGCAGCUAUGGGGAACAGCAAGAGUGGUGCCGUGUCCAAGGAAAUCCUGGAGGACCUGAAGCUCAGCACCAAGUUCUCAGAGACUGAGAUCGUCCACUGGUACGAAAACUUCAAGAAGCAGUGUCCGUCGGGCCGCAUUACCAAAGAGGAGUUUCAAAACAUCUACAGCAAGUUCUUCCCGGAAAGCGACGCCCACACGUACGCCCAGCAUGUCUUUCGUUCCUUCGACACCAACGACGAUGGCACUUUGGAUUUCAAGGAGUACAUCAUUGCCCUCCACAUGACGUCGACGGGGAAGACCACCAGGAAACUGGAAUGGGCCUUUUCGCUGUUUGACGUGGACAAAAACGGAUACAUCACCAAGUCUGAGGUCAAAGAAAUCUGUGCGUCUAUUUUCAAGCUGAUUCCCAAAGAUGAGGUGGACGACCUGCCAGAGGAUGAAAACACUCCUGAGAAGAGGGCGGAGAAACUCUGGAAAACCUUCAACAAAGGAGACAACGACCGAAUCGCAGAGGGAGAGUUUGUCCACGGACUGUUGAACAACGAGGAAGCCCUUUCUCUGAUUCAGUAUGAGCCAAUGAAAUAAAAAGUCUGACGAAGAGGACUCAUCGCCCAUCCCACUUUCAGCACCAUCCUUCAUUCUGUUAAUGCAGUGACGCCUGAACGCACCCUCACACACGCAGGAGGCGCGCCUGUAAUGCGCCAUUGCCCCACAUUGAAAUAAUCUCCAGCUUGGUUUUGUAACGUUUGAUUGUAACUGCAGAUGAAACACGAAGUUUGUAACUGAAGCAAAAGUUUUAAACUUUCUGAAGCAAGUUGACGUCUUCUUACCUGUCACCAAAAAUUAAACCAAAACUUAUGACUUUGUUUAUAUUUGAUCACUUAUUAAUGGAGACUACAAUGUUUAAGAUUAGGCUAUUUCUUCUAGAAGAAUCUGUGUUGAUCUUAGACUGCAAACAGAUGAAUUAUAACUGUUUCCCUGCAUCUGCUGAGCAUUAGUUUCAUUAUUUUAACCUUUUUAAACACUCCCAUAUGUGUAUCAUUAUAUCAUGAUUUUCAAUAUUGUCUUUUUUGUCUUUCAUGUAUAUUUAUCUGUGUUGUUCAAUCUCUACUGUCUGAUGUUAGUUUGCUAGUACAUUUGGAGAGUAGUCUUAGUUGAAGAUUUUCCUUUGUAAUAAAUUCAACACGUGAAGAUUGUAAUAAAAUUAAAAUAAAAAUAAAAACAGGUUUUUUCCCUUUUUUUAGAUUUUUGACGCUCAAAAUCAAAUCCACCGAAAUUUAAAGCAAGUUCAAGUACAAGAAAAUUUUAAAAAUAAUAAUAAAAAAUAAAUGUAUAUGUUUACUUAAUCUUUAAUUAAAGUCCCACUCUGACCAUUUUUCGAUCUACAUACUUUCAAAUCAUUCCCAGUUGUCUUUAAAUUAUUAUUAAGU
Molecule: messenger RNA, 1973 nt
Organism: Oryzias melastigma (Indian medaka)
Lineage: Eukaryota; Metazoa; Chordata; Actinopteri; Beloniformes; Adrianichthyidae
Product: recoverin
Exons: 4
Coding region: 550-1128 (192 amino acids)
Molecular function (GO): calcium ion binding
Source: RefSeq, a predicted model, not a curated record